UUGCCGCGAGGGCGAGAGCGAGCGAGCGAGCGGGCGGGCGAGAGCCAGCGAGGACGAGCGAGAACGCGAGAGAGACGAGGAGGUGGAAGCGAUCACAGAGAUGGGAGUCGAAGACGACCCUUCGGCCAGCCUCAAAAUCCUAACGGCGCCGGUGAAGUCGGCUGUGGACAAGUUCCAGCUGCUCCCCGCCUUCCUAAAGGUGAGGGGGCUGGUGAAGCAGCACAUUGAUUCUUUUAAUUAUUUCAUCAAUCAUGACAUCAAAAAGAUCAUGAAGGCCAAUGAUCGCCUUGUCUGCCGCUACGACCCCGACCUCUAUCUCAGGUACACCAACAUCUAUGUCGAAGAGCCUUCAGUCGAUAUGGAUUUUUCUGUUGAGAAGCUCACGCCUCACCUAUGCCGUCUGUCUGACCGAACUUAUGCUGCUCCGAUAAAGGUUGAUAUUGAAUACACUAAAGGAAAUCAAGCAAAUAAGAAACCCGAGAUUAAGAGAGGUCUUGUAAUUGGAAGAUUGCCGAUUAUGCUCCGAAGUUGCCGUUGUGUUCUUAGUGGAAAGGAUGAAGCUGAACUUGCAAAGCUUGGUGAGUGUCCUCUUGAUCCUGGCGGUUAUUUUAUUGUUAAAGGAACUGAGAAGGUGAUCUUGAUACAAGAACAACUUUCCAAGAAUCGCAUAAUUAUUGAUACAGAUAGCAAGGGACGGGUGACGGCAUCUGUUACAAGCAGCACACAUGAGACUAAAAGCAAGACAGUUUUCUUUAUGGAGAAGGACAAGAUAUAUCUACAACUCAAUCAGUUUAUUAAGCCGAUUCCUAUCAUGGUAAUCAUGAGGGCCAUGGGAAUGGAAAGUGAUCAAGAGAUUGUGCAAAUGGUGGGAAGGGAUCCAAGAUAUGGAACUCUACUCCUUCCAUCGCUUCAGGAAUGUGCCUCUGAGAGAAUAUAUACUCAACAACAGGCUCUGGAGUACCUUGAUGGAAAGGUGGGAAAUGCUAAUUCAGCAAGAUCUGGGAAUAGAAAGGAAGGAUUAGCAAAGGCUAUUCUUCUUGAUGUAUUUCUUGCAAAUGUGCCAGUUAACCAAGGUAACUUUAAGCCAAAGUGCAUAUAUGCUUCUGUAAUGCUGAGGCGCAUGAUGGAUGCAAUCCUCAAUACUGACACCUUUGAUGAUAAGGAUUAUGUGGGCAACAAGCGGCUAGAGCUGUCUGGGCAGCUAAUAUCUUUGCUCUUUGAGGAUUUAUUCAAAUCAAUGAAUUCCUUUGCUCUAGAGCUUUUGAACAGAGCAUAUGAGCAUGCUAGUCGUUCCAGUCCGUUGGAUUUUGCCCAUUAUAUAAAGCAAGAUUACAUUACAAAUGGCUUGGAGAAAUCCAUUGCUACGGGAAAUUGGGAUGUAAAACGAUUUAAAAUGCACCGGAAAGGUGUGUCACAGGUUCUUUCAAGGCUGUCAUUUAUAGGAGCUUUAGGCAGCAUGACACGCAUAUCACCACAGUUUGAAAAGACUAGAAAAGUAAGUGGACCAAGGGCUUUGCAACCUAGCCAGUGGGGCAUGCUUUGCCCAUGUGACACUCCUGAAGGAGAAGCCUGUGGAUUGACAAAAAAUUUAGCUUUGAUGACUCAUGUCACAACUGAUGAAGAGGAGGGCCCGUUAAUUUCUCUGUGUCAUAGUUUAGGCGUUGAAGAUUUAGCAUUUCUCUCUGCAGAAGAACUUCAUGCACCAGGUUCAUUUUUGGUAAUAUUUAAUGGGCUUAUACUUGGAAAACAUAGGCAGCCACAGCGUUUUGCAAAUGCUAUGAGAAAGUUGCGUAGGUCGGGUAAGAUUGGGGAGUUUGUUAGCAUUUUUGUAAAUGAGAAGCAGCGCUGUGUUUAUGUUGCCUCGGAUGGGGGUCGUGUUUGUCGUCCACUCGUGAUUGCGGACAAGGGCAUAUCUAGGAUCAAGGAACAUCAUAUGAAAGAAUUGCGGGAUGGAGUUCGUAGUUUUGAUGAUUUUCUACGAGAUGGAUUGGUCGAAUAUCUUGAUGUUAAUGAAGAGAACAACGCAUUGAUCGCACUAUAUGAGUAUGAGAAUGAUAAGGAUGACUCGGAGAAGGACAAUGAUGAUGUUAAGAGAAGCUCCAUAACUCACAUAGAAAUUGAACCAUUCACAAUUUUAGGGGUCUGUGCUGGUCUAAUUCCUUAUCCUCAUCACAAUCAGUCUCCUCGUAAUACAUAUCAGUGUGCAAUGGGGAAGCAAGCUAUGGGAAAUAUUGGUUAUAACCAGCUUUCUCGAGCAGACACUUUACUUUACCUCCUAGUAUAUCCUCAACGUCCAUUGCUGACAACAAAAUCAAUCGAGCUGGUCGGAUACGACAAGCUUGGAGCUGGGCAGAAUGCAACUGUUGCUGUCAUGAGUUACAGUGGUUACGAUAUAGAGGAUGCAAUUGUAAUGAACAAGUCAUCUCUUGAUCGUGGUUUUGGUCGUUGUGUAGCAAUGAAAAAGUAUACUGUUGUCAAAGAGACCUACAACAAUGGUACAUCUGAUGCAAUAAUUGGGCCUAAUAGGGAGAAAGUUGGUUCAAAUAUGCAGAUACUUGAUGAUGAUGGAAUUGCUGCCCCUGGAGAGAUAGUUCGGAAUCAUGAUGUUUUGGUGAACAAAUUUACUCCUAGGAAUACAAGGGACAGGGGAUCAAGAGACAUAGAUUACAAGGAGGCACCUUCUAAAUAUAAAGGGCCUGAAGGCGAGACUACUGUCAUUGAUCGUGUGAUACUUUCCUCAGAUACAAAUGACAAGUUAUCUAUUAAAUUUAUCGUUCGUCAUACACGUAGGCCAGAAGUAGGUGAUAAAUUUAGCAGCAGACAUGGCCAGAAAGGUGUUUGUGGCACCAUCGUUCAGCAGGAAGAUUUUCCCUUCUCUGAGCGUGGGAUAUGCCCUGAUUUAAUCAUGAAUCCUCAUGGAUUUCCAAGCCGAAUGACAGUAGGGAAAAUGAUUGAACUUCUUGGUGGCAAAGCUGGAGUAUCUUGUGGCAGAUUCCACUAUGGCAGUGCUUUUGGGGAACCAAGUGGCCAUGCUGAUAAGGUUGAAGACAUAAGUUACACCCUUGUAAAGCAUGGGUUUAGCUAUAGCGGGAAGGACUUCAUCUACUCAGGCAUUACAGGUUAUCCCCUUCAAGCAUAUAUAUUUAUGGGGCCAAUCUACUACCAAAAGUUGAAACACAUGGUCCUUGAUAAGAUGCAUGCCCGAGCUAAAGGACCUCGUGUGAUGCUGACCAGACAGCCUACUGAAGGAAGAAGUCGUGAUGGAGGAUUGCGUUUAGGAGAAAUGGAACGUGACUGUUUGAUAGCAUAUGGGGCUAGCAUGAUGAUCUUUGAACGUUUGAUGUUAUCUAGUGAUCCUUAUCAAGUUCAGGUUUGCCGACAGUGUGGUUUGCUAGGUUAUUACAAUCACAAGUUGAAGGCAGCCUUUUGUUCAAUGUGCAAAAAUGGGGAUAACAUAUCUACUAUGAAACUUCCAUAUGCUUGCAAGCUUCUAUUUCAGGAAUUGCAGUCCAUGAAUGUUGUUCCGCGUCUACAAUUAACUGAAGCAUGAUACAGAUGAGUUUGGUCGUCGUAAGUGUGUAUGCCAAAGAACAUUAAUGGACUUAGCCUAUGGAUAAGAUCUCCAGCAAAUGUAGACAGAUCGAGUAAUCAAUAUAUAUGAGGACUCGUAAUGCAGAAAAAGAUGAUACACAAACUUCUCCAAAGAAAAUAGGUUGGAGGUCCAGUCUGUUCUUUUGAUGGAAAACUGUUUCAGCCACAUGUUCCUGCUGCUGAAUUGAUUGCUCUGAGAAAAGAGGCUGACAAAUUGCCAGUUGGUAUGUUGGCAUAAGCAAAUGAAGUUGUCUAUGCUCUCGCGUUGUAAAUAGAAUGGAAUACUUAUUCUUAAAAGUUUUGGUGUAAAGAAAACGCUUUUGGCCUGAGAACUCUCAGAUUAAUCGAAACUAAUUUGCUCCCUUGGUCACUGAAUAAAUGUUAUACGUUCGGGUAUUU
This is a messenger RNA of Elaeis guineensis (African oil palm), 3990 nucleotides long. Its product is annotated as DNA-directed RNA polymerase III subunit 2. Gene Ontology annotation, biological process: DNA-templated transcription. NCBI's taxonomy places the organism in Eukaryota, Viridiplantae, Streptophyta, Magnoliopsida, Arecales, Arecaceae. The record is from RefSeq and is a predicted model, not a curated record. Gene Ontology annotation, molecular function: DNA binding; DNA-directed RNA polymerase activity; ribonucleoside binding.